This is a messenger RNA of Dermacentor silvarum, 3301 nucleotides long. RefSeq lists its product as uncharacterized. Bases 118 to 873 code for a protein of 251 amino acids. The transcript has 5 exons. The record is from RefSeq and is a predicted model, not a curated record. Lineage: Eukaryota; Metazoa; Arthropoda; Arachnida; Ixodida; Ixodidae.
AAGCUCGACAGAACAACGGCGAUUUGUGGUGCCCGGGCGGUAUAUAAACGGCCCGCCCAUGGCACGGGCCACGACCGAGCCCUCUUGUCUCCGGCGGCGGCCGCCCCACAGCGCAGCAUGGCGCGGUUCGCACGUCUGAGUCUGGCAGGCCCACCGGUCCUCCUGCGCGCGGUCAUCGGUGGGCUUGUGCUCCUAGUAGUGUCAGAAUCAGUCACUUCCAUGCCCACGAAAUCGACGCCGGAGUGGAGGAGGAUAUCAGACGAAGCUUACUUCUCUGAUCUUCUCUAUCCUUGCAGUGAUGACCUGCCUCAGGUGCAACCCGCAGGUCCACCCACCGAUACGUUUGCCAUUGAAUACGUGAAAAUACUUGGCGAGCGAACGACGGCGUGCCUAGGGCACGCCAGCAAGCUUCUGGCCGUGAAUUUGCCGGAAAGUUGCUCCACGCUGCAAGAUGUCAUGGAAGCGCCGGACCAGGUGACCCUACAGAGCCUGAGCCAGGCGCAAGCGUUGAGCAGCCUGUACGGCUUCCUGGUGAGCCACGCGGCGUACGCAUUCUUCGUGAGCGAGCAAGCCGAGAAGUACGCGAACAGUUCGUGUGCUAGUCCCAACGAGCACACGCUGGCCGAGAACAGCCGCACGCUGGCAGCCCAGCUGCGCGACUUGCUGUGCACCAUCAAGCUGACGGCGAGCGUCCACGGUGGAAACGUCCAGUUCAGCGCCUCCGAGGAGCGCGUGGCAUCGCUGCGCGUCUGCGACGAGAGCACUUGUAGCAGGAGGCUACUCAGGGACUGCCAGGUGGUGGCCAGUGUGGCAAACGUGCUGCGCACGUUGCAACGCUAUCUGAUGGGCUUACAACCAGACGAGGCGAGCUGAUAGCGGCGAGCGCCGCUAGCGCCCCACCUAGUUCCUCUACUCAAGUUCCAAGCGCCAAAGACGGUCGCGCAGGACCUGUGAUUUGUGGACCUGCCCGCAUUGGCACAGCAGCCUCUUCAGUACCGGUUGGGCCAAGUGGAGGUGCCCAGCUUGACACCGGUGUCUUCGCGUCCAUGGCUGUGUUAGCGUGUGUGCGAGCUUUCGGAAGGACACCUUGUGCGUGUGUGUGUGUAUGGAUGAGGGCGGCCCGAGUACGCCCUUUGGAGCUGUGUGUGCUCACUCCUCACUAUUUAUUAUUUCAAUGCUCAUGACUACCAUCGUCGACUUCCAUCUGUUCGCUUUUUGUUUUAUCUCGUCAUUCCACUAUUUAUUUAUUUAAGCCUAUUUAUUACGCCUAAAAGUAGAUAUCUGGGACAAAAGUUGCUCCCGCCAAGACGAGCGCCUGUGUGAUCUGUUCGUUUCAUGCUCUCGCUGUACGGCAAGGGAUCGGUUACAUGACUUGAUGGUUUUAUUUUCAAAGUUGCGUUGUUGGGCGUUAAUUUGCUGAAACGAAGGCUUGGACAUGAGCGCUCCAAGCGAUGGAUAAGGUGCUGCCGAUCGCAAUGCCUGGCGAUGUCGCAUAUUCUUUUGCUUUAUGUUUUCUCAACUGACCCAGUGGCCGAGGCGUAUUACUCGAAAUAAUUUUCAACCGAAAAAAAGAAAUUACUCUGUCAUAAAGAAAAUGAAUUCGUUUCUUGGCUCUCCUCACCAAUGAGUUAAGGUUAAAUGAGUUAAGGUUUCUGUUGGCGUGGUGCCUCGAUGUAGCGCACGAUGCCCCAGGGUACGUGUGAGGCUGGGCUCUUGGGGACUUGUAUUAUUCCUGCACGUGGAGGCGCGCAUUUGUCGGGCCUCGUGGUGAUUCAGUAGCUAUGGCGUUCUGCUGCUGUGCACAAGGAGGCUGUUGUGAUUCCCAGCAGCAGACAACUUCGUUCAAUGGUUUCGGGAUGCAAAAAAACUCCCGUGUGCUUACAUUUCGACAAAGUUUGAAGAGUUUCAUUGGGGGAAAGUAAUACGGGUCCCGACAUAAUGCUGUUCGCUGUAAAGAAUGUGUAGAAAUACACGAGUUAGGCUACGUCGCCGUGUCACAGUUUAGCGGCGCCGCGCAUUAAUUCUUUGCAUCUGCCACCGCUCAACAGCCGCCAUGUUUUCCAAAGCUUUAUUCACAGUUGUGCCUACAAGUGGUUGUUAUAUUUGCUAUGCUGUGAGGCUGCUCAGCGGAGGUUGUUACCUGGUCUGGAAGGUGUUGUUUCGAUUAGUUCCUCUUUGACUGAAAGAUGCCGAAAGCCUCAUUCGCACUGUGUUCGCAGUUGUCUUUGGAUGAAAAUAACACACGACAAGAACGGUAGUUUCUUGAAUGAGAACUAAUUAAGUUGCAUUUAAAUGUGGGGAACUGGACAAGUUCGCCCCUUUAUCAAAGUAACAUGCAAACGAACAAAAUGGAAGCGAGGACAAGUAAGCAGGACAGUGGUAGACUUGCAACAAAAUCGAUUAAAAAAAACAAGAAAGACAGAAAUGGGCAAAGGGGGUUUCGAUGCCGCAUGAUCAUUUUACAGAAACUAUGGAAUUGCCUCGAAAACAAUACUCGAACGUAUGUUCAACAAGCGUGUGCGUCGCAGCCUGUGGCGUCGCAUGCGCGCGCAAGUAUUUCGGAGGAAACAGCAAAUACUGCGAUCACGCACACUGCGCUAUACGAUGCCAAUCUCGCCUUCACCUCUGCAACGCACUUCAAUAAAUGCGUUUGCUUGUGGUCGUGUAUGCUUUCUAGCCCAUAGUGAGCCGUAACAUCCAGAACUCUGAAGGUUGUAGCACAGGCUUUUGCCUGCAUAAUUGCAAACGUGCACAGACGCCUAGAUGUGCACAAGUGUGAGAGCCAUUUCGUGAGAAGAGGUGUAAUAAAACAACUGCGCUGGUGAUGUUCAAAUAGAGAGCGGCGUAUCAUACUUAUGCAUACGGGAUAGGUCAAGAGUAUAUAUUUUUGGUGAUUCAAUCGUACGUCUAACAUUGUCCUCCUUGCUUCUAGUCUGCUGUUUCUGGAUUUGUUCCCUAUGCUAUAAUUCAAUGGUGAUUAAAUACGACCAAAGUACUACAUUCCGUGCGCUUGGUUCCCACAGCACAAAAUAUGUAAUGCCAAAUCUUUCCGGGGGCAAAAUGCGCCUCGGUGUUAUACGAGAUCCGAAGAUAUGUCCUAGGGCAAGUAGGAUUCUUUUGAAUGUGCGUUGAAACUUGAUGUUUUUUACGGCGUGCUGAAGUUGUCGUAGAAACUUGCAUUAAAAGACGUGUUCUAUUUCCGCAAGGGGCAUUCUUUUCUCCGAUAGGCAUGACCACUGUCGCCAAAUGAUUGCCGUUAAAACCCGUCCUAAAUAAAAGAAAGUCUAUUUUUUUAAUCACA